AUGGCACAGCUCAACGAGGCGUACGAGGUCCUGAGCGACGAGCAGUCGAGGAGCUCGUACGACGCCGCGAGAGCCGCCGCACUCGCCGCCGGACGCGCCACUGCCCACGCUUUCGCCGUCUCGCUCUCGCUCGACCUGUUCGACCCGCACUACCACGCGCCAGCCGCCGCCGCCACCUCGAGCCCGGCCAGUCGCGACGACGACGACGACCAAGACGACGAUGAGCCGGCGUACUACACACACCCGUGCCGGUGCUCGUCGCAGUUCCGGAUCACACGCGAGCAGCUCGAGGAGGGCGUCGAGGUCGUGACGUGCGAGGGGUGCAGCGAGCGGUGCCGGGUCGAGUACGACGUGGUCGAGGAGUGA
Rhodotorula graminis WP1 is the source of this 366-nucleotide messenger RNA. RefSeq lists its product as uncharacterized. Gene Ontology annotation, molecular function: metal ion binding. The record is from RefSeq and is a predicted model, not a curated record. The coding region runs from base 1 to 366 and encodes 121 amino acids. Lineage: Eukaryota; Fungi; Basidiomycota; Microbotryomycetes; Sporidiobolales; Sporidiobolaceae. Gene Ontology annotation, biological process: protein histidyl modification to diphthamide. The transcript is spliced from 3 exons.